CCAGAAUCUAUUACUGUUGCUGUUGCUAUUGUUAUUAUCAAUAUUGUUAUUGUGAUUGCCAAUACGAGCUCAACCAAGUCAAAGCGCAAAUAUGCUGCCGAUGAUAAUGCACCGAAAACAGGAUCGAGACAGACAGAAACGAAAAUGUUAGUGCCUUCACUACAACUACUACACUAA
Messenger RNA from Gongylonema pulchrum, 177 nucleotides. NCBI's taxonomy places the organism in Eukaryota, Metazoa, Nematoda, Chromadorea, Rhabditida, Gongylonematidae. The record is from the annotation of a GenBank genome assembly.